Molecule: messenger RNA, 1193 nt
Organism: Tachysurus vachellii
Lineage: Eukaryota; Metazoa; Chordata; Actinopteri; Siluriformes; Bagridae
Product: contactin-associated protein-like 2
Exons: 4
Coding region: 228-536 (102 amino acids)
Cellular component (GO): cortical cytoskeleton; membrane
Source: RefSeq, a predicted model, not a curated record
CACACGCAAACACACACUCAGACACGCACGCACACACAGGAGCUGCUGAGGAGGAGAACAGAACCACACAGGUUACUCGAGAGGUUGCCUUGCUACAGACCAGCAGUAUAGGAACCGUUCACGCUGACUGCUUGGAUUCAUUGGGACAGCUUCAUAGACUGUGUAGUUUAACAGCAUCGGUUCUCUGAAAGCCCAACAGCGGCGCUUCACCUCUCACCGUCUCACCAAUGUCAACCGCCACUCAACCCUGGCACCGGAAUGGAGAUGUUGGUUUACCAUUCAACGAGGAGAGAGUCAUAUCAGGCGGGGUGAACAGGAAUUCAGCAAUAAUUGGAGGCAUUAUUGCUGUGGUGAUUUUUACCAUCCUGUGCACUCUGGUCUUCCUGAUUCGCUACAUGAUACGCCACAAGAGAACACACCACACCAGUGAGUCCAAAGAGGACGAGCAGUCCGAAUCAGUUGACACGGCUAUCAUCACCACUGAGCCCAAUUUCACAGAGACCAUCGACGAAAGCAAGAAGGAAUGGUUCAUCUAACAGAAUGGGGAACAUCCAUCAAUUAAAAAAGGAUCAAUACAUACCACCCCCUCCCAUCUUUCUCCUUUCACUAUGUAUACCUCUCUAUCGCUCUCUCUUUCUCUCUGUUCCUUCCUCUCUGUCCUCUGUCUCCCCCUGUAUGCAAUGUUUUAUAAAAGUGCAGCUGUUAUGGGGUGGGCGAGAACGAGGACUGCAGUGGGAUCGAUGUCCGCAGGCCUGGCCGUCUUCUGAUUUAGAUCAAGAUAUGGAGAAUAUGGGGAAAAUAUAUAGCUUGAAGUUUGGAUGAGUGGGAAUGUGAGACUGAAAAUAGCACCUUCUGUGUUGGAACUAAUCCACAUCUUCUCUGAUCUCAUUAACUACAAUAUCAAAUCUGGGUGUGGUUGGAUUUAGAAAGCCUGAUGUUGAGAAUUUGAUGAAACAACACUACUUCGGUCAUCAGUGUCCCGAUAUUGAACUGUAUUAGUGAUGUCUUCAUGAUCUAUGCCAGCCAAACAUCCCUAAACAGCAAUGGUGGAGACAAAGAGCCUUAUGUUCAAACCAUUGAAGGAUGAAUAAGCUGAAAGCACCAUUAAGAAUGUGGCAAAAUCCAAACAACAAAAGCACAACGUUAAAUAAAGCUUCUCAUAAAGAAAUGAUGAAAACGCUACUCAUGAAUUG